UAUGGCGGGAUCCGACUACAGCCCUAAAAACGAAUAAUCACAAGAGCCCUAAACCCUCUCCUCGUUCUCCCGCUCCCCUUCUCCAAUCCCUGCCGAUCUCUCCGUCCGGACAAUAAUGGCGGCCUCCUUGGACGAGGCGAAAGCGAAGAACAUCCUCCGCCAGGUGGAGUUCUACUUCAGCGAUAGCAAUCUCCCCCGAGACAAUUUUCUAAAGAAAACCGUGCAGCAGAGUGAGGAUGGAUUGGUGAGCCUGGCUCUCAUAUGUUCCUUCUCUCGGAUGAAAAGCCAUCUUGGUUUGAACGCCGCUGUGAAGCCCGAGGAUGUGCCGGAGGAGACGGUACUGGCAGUGGCUGAAGUUCUGAGGAGGUCUUCUUCUCUCCGAGUCUCGGAAGAUGGGAAGAGAAUUGGCAGAAGUACUGUGCUGUUGGAGCUGGAGGAGGUUUUAGAGCAAGUGGAUUCAAGGACUAUUGCUGCAUCCCCUUUUCCUUAUGAUGUUAAGCUGGAAGAUGUAGAGUCUUUGUUUGCACAACAUGGGAAGGUGAACAGUGUGAGGCUACCUCAUCAUGUUGCAGACAAGAGGCACUUUUGUGGCACUGCUUUAAUUGAAUUUUCAGAAGAAAUUGAUGCAAAAAUGGUUUUAAAGGAGAGCAUGGUUUAUGCGGGAGCAGAGCUAGAAUUAAAACCAAAAAAGGAAUUUGAUGCUGAAAGAGAGAAAAAGAGGGCUGAAUUCGAAAAAACUUGCUCUAACAAAAAUGCUUCAAAUAGAAGCUAUCCAAAAGGCCUAAUAGUUGCAUUUAAGUUGAAGAGCAUGCAAGUUGAUGAAUCUACAGAACAAAAAGGUGCUGGCAAGGUGACUGAUACCACUGAAGGUUGCAAGACAGAAAUUUUAAAUUCCUCUGAAAGUGUCAAUGAAGAAGGUGCACAGAAGAUAUUAGAUAAUUUUAAUAACAAUGAGGAGAAACUUUCAGAUGAUGCAUCGGAAAAUCACAUGCAAGCAAUUGAAGAAGUGGGUACAGGUGAUGGUGCUGAAGAGAGUAAAGAUGAUGGUACCAAUGGUUCAUCAGGCAAAACUGUAGUUACACGGGAAGAUCUGAAACAGGUCUUCGAGAAAUUUGGAAUUGUUAAGUUUAUUGAUUAUAGAAUGGGAGAAGAAUCAGGAUACAUUCGUUUUGAGGAUUCUGAUGCCGCUACAAAAGCUCGUGCAAUGGCAGUGCUUGCAGAAGAAGGUGGUUUGAUCGUGAAAAAUUAUAUUGCAACCUUAGAAGCCCUGACUGGUGAUGCUGAAAAGGAGUACUGGAACCUGCUCCGUGGUAAUCAGGAGAGAUUCAGGGAAAAUAAAGGCAGCAAGGGAAGAGGGGUUAAAAGCAGUAGAGGUGGGAGGCAUUUUGGUGGCAAGCGUGCCCGCCAAAAAGAUUCAGCUGACAGGGAAUCUAAUAAAGCUCAGAAAGUUGGUGCUGCUGCAUGAGUUUUCGAAACCACUCCUACCGGGAUAGCUCCUUGUAGAUGACAGAUUUUGCUUGUAGUCUGCAUUAUGAAGCAGUUAAUCUCCCAUAGUUUGUGUGGGUAUAUGUCUUUAAAUUUAAAUAAGACAUGGAUUGUGCUUAAUAAGACCCUAAGUUAUAUUUUACAUUUUACUUUGUUGCAUAAGUUAUUACGGAGCAACCUUAUCAUCGUGCUAAAAUCUACUCAAAUUUUUAAUGCUUAAAUUAUAGCAAAAUAUAAUACUAUACUAUUUUAUUU
This is a messenger RNA of Elaeis guineensis (African oil palm), 1740 nucleotides long. Its product is annotated as la protein 1. Gene Ontology annotation, molecular function: mRNA binding. The record is from RefSeq and is a predicted model, not a curated record. Gene Ontology annotation, cellular component: ribonucleoprotein complex; nucleus. Lineage: Eukaryota; Viridiplantae; Streptophyta; Magnoliopsida; Arecales; Arecaceae. Gene Ontology annotation, biological process: RNA processing.